AUGUGGACGCGCGCGAGCGCCGCCGGCGCGAUGGUUUCGCUCGCGAUGGCGAGCGGGACGGCCGUCGCGUACACGGCGGGGACGGCGUGUUACCCCGAAGCGGCGUGCGAGUCGGGCGGAAGCAACACGUUCGAUAAAUACCAGCGAAGAGUGUGUCAAAUGCUCGCGGACACGAGCAAGUAUUGCAUCAUCCCGAGCGAACCGACGGACGAAUUGAGUGGGUGUUCGCGCGAGCUGCUGUAUCACGGUUGGUGCGACGCGAACAAGUACGUCUUUGAAUCGGGAUGUUUGGCCAAACAUCCGACGACGGAUUCUUCGGCGUGCUCGAAUUGCAAUUUCGAUUCGUAUCCGACAGCGUAUUGGAGCGUGGGGGCGCCAUAUCCUCUACACCCUGGAAUGGUUAAUCACGCUUUCCGAGAGUGCGUGGUCGAUUACGUCAAGGCGAAGAUCGAAGAAGGUUUUGCCGCUGAAGGUAUGACCGCGGAUGCGACAUCGCUUCAGCAGCUCGCAGAGCAAGAAUUUCCGGUGGAACAAAUGGUGGACGUUGACGAUUACAAAGAGCAGUAUUCAAGUUAUUACUUAGAUGAUGGAGACUUCGACGAGUUGGACGAAGAGAUGACCGAUGAACACCUCGACGACGUCUCCGGAUCCGUUGACGAAAGCGUCAUGACGAAGACAGUAACGGCUUCGUGCUCUUCGCCCUCAGACGACAAAAUCUGCUACAAAAUGUGCGCUGGUGACCUCGGUCUUAAUCUCGAGUAUAAGAUCAAGGUGCCGAAAGUCUGCGCUAAAAUCAAAAUUCUCGGGAAGAAGUUUAAGAAAUGCAUCAGAGUCCCGACGACGAAGUUUAAAAUUCCAAACAAGUGCACGAACUUGUGCGUCAAUAUUCCAGGUUACUGCGAGAUGCAAGAAGCGGCGAGUGCGAUUACACAGAUAAAGAACAUCAGAUCACUCGGUGAUUUGGCAUUACCCUGCAAAACACUGGGUGGGCCGGGCGAUGUCUGUAAUCUGCUCGAAGAAGCCGACGACGCGUUUAGAGCGAUGGAGUCGAUGGCGAAAAUAGCCACGACGUCAACGGUCGACGCCUUUCUCGAUCUGCGAGUGUUACCGUCGAUAUUGCAAAACGUCCUCGACGAAGCUACGGACGCUUUGGAGGACAUCGCCAACGGCCUCGAAAAUAAACUCCGCAACUUGGUGGAACAUGUCUGGGGUACGGUUGCGAGCUCGUCGUCCGAAGUCGUAUCGUUCAUCGAAAAUAACGUCAAGGGUUCAAUAUGCGCAUCGUCGAGUUCCACGGCAUCGCUCGGAGCCGCGCGCGAAGAGCGACGACUCGCCCUCGUAAAUGACAUUCAUCGCGGCGUGCGCGCUGCGUUCCGGGGCGACUCGACUCCGACGCACUCAGCGCGUCCAAUCGUUCCUAAUCUAGGCGCUGGGCAGUGUUGCUAUCACAUCCCGUUCGCGUGUAGCAGCGAGGUGGAUUUCCCAAUGCCUUGGCCGAAGGCCUUGGAGAAUAUAUCGGACUCACCGGGUGCCGUCGUUGUGAACAUGCCGGGCCUGGAAUUCAACAUCUGUGGCGAGAUCACGCAGUUUAAGGUGGACGAGAAAGUUGCGACGAAACUGGUGAAUGCUUUUGGUGAUAUGUUCGAAGCGCUCUUUGCAGCACUUUACGAAGAGAGCGGACUGAAAAAAGUCGUGGAUGACGUGAAAGAUCUGACAAAGGACAUGUUUGGGUCGUCGGCGGCGCUCGGAUCGUAUGAUCGACCGUCUUUCUCCACCGACGACCGCAAACAUCUGUUGAGGAAAUACGUCGAAGUCAAAAACCGGAUGGCAGAGACGGAGACAAUCGUUCUGGAGGAACUUUUGAAAAUAUCUGACACCAUUCAUUCGCCCGAAUACUUGACGCAUACAACACGGACGCCGUCGCGCGAUGACGUGCCGUCUCUGGGCGGCGAGAACUUGUUCGAAAAGGUCCUGAAUGAUUUCGCCGACGAUUUGCAGACGGCUCUUAAAUCUAUGGCAGACACGACAGUCGUGAAGGCGGAUAUGUCAAUCAACGUGAAAGGAGACACGUCCAUCAAUGCGAAGGCGAGCGUCUACAAGAUCGGCGACAUCAUCGACAAGCUCGAUAUUCCAAAUAGCUUUGCGGGCGUCCACGUCGCCCCUCUGUUUCCCGGUUUAACCGCGGCGCUUCAAUACGACGUGUUGCUUUCGAUGCCAUAUUACGUCAACAUCGACAUGGAGGCAUCUUUUGCCUUGGGUCUCGAUAUCGAUAUCCCGAUAUCUCUCGAACUUUCGAAUACACCAAACUUCGCCAUGGGCUCGCCCGCCGUGAACUUGGUUCCGACGUACACCGCAGCCGGUAAGUCGAGCGCGCAGGUAGGCGCGAGUGUUGAGAUAAAGAAAGGCUGGAUAGCGCUGUGCGCGGGGACUCACUGCGUCGGCCCAUGGAUCAAAGCGCGCCAAGACGUCUACGUCGGGGUCGACACCUGGGCUUUCGCCAACUGCGACUCGGGAUAUGGCGAGCUCGUGCCAAAAUGGACCGACGGAUUCUCUUAUUCGAGCAAAAAUCAAGCAGCAUGCGCAGGUUCACUCGCAGGCGCUGGUGGCUACGCGCAAGUGCCGAAGACGGGCAAUAUUCUCGCUCAGGUACUGUUCGCCCCCAUGCCGAUCAUGCCCUCGGGCGCGAGCGCCGCCUCGCAAUCCGCGGCGCGUCUCGGCGACGACGACGACGAGUGCGAGGCUCAGCCAAUGGGUAUGAUACUGGCCGAUUACACCAACACCGUGCAUAACGCCGUCAUGGCGGGCGGCGAUAACUGGUACACGACGGAUUUGUUUGCCGAGUGCCCGUCCGCGGGCAAGUGCCCCGCGCCGUCACCGCCGCAACCGUACACGCCAACGGCGAACACAAAGCUUGCCAAGUACAACGCCCGGUGCUGCGGCAACUCCGGCGAUUCGCGCUGCGCCGCAGCGAUCGAAGGUACGUACGAAACGCUCUGCGCCCAGCUCUGCGACGCCUGCGCGGGUUGUGUCGCCUUCGACUACCAAGCCAGCAAGAACAAAUGCGGCUUCAGCAAAAGCGAUAGCACGGAGGACCGGGUGGGAUUCACGCACUUCGGUCACGGCGCGACGCCCGCGUCCAAAUCUUCCCUCGGCUCUCGCAUGCGUUUCAGCGCGCGCGCGUCGUCGCCAACGUCACCAUCCGCGCUCACCGCCGUCUUCGUCGUCGCCUUCGCCGCCGCCUUCGCCUCGGCCGCGUUUCGCCGCCGCCGCCUCGACGACGCUCGCCGCGCGCGCGUCGACGAUUACGGCGCGUUCGACUGAUCGACGCGUCCCUCCGGCGCGUCUCGCGCUCGAGCGUUCGAGUCGAUCAUCGCUCCA
Molecule: messenger RNA, 3378 nt
Organism: Ostreococcus lucimarinus CCE9901
Lineage: Eukaryota; Viridiplantae; Chlorophyta; Mamiellophyceae; Mamiellales; Bathycoccaceae
Exons: 1
Coding region: 1-3321 (1106 amino acids)
Source: RefSeq, a predicted model, not a curated record